Molecule: messenger RNA, 1047 nt
Organism: Cuscuta europaea
Lineage: Eukaryota; Viridiplantae; Streptophyta; Magnoliopsida; Solanales; Convolvulaceae
Source: the annotation of a GenBank genome assembly
CACCAAGCUGAGCAUCAUAUUCCCAUCCAAACUGUUACCAAAGAUUCUCAAAGUUCAACAUGGCAACUAAUAACAACAUACCUGUGAUUCUUAGCUAUGUCACAACUACCUUCAUGCUCAUUUUUCUUCUUUCUGUCACCAAUGCUAUAGUUAGUGAGGAUGAAAACACUACACUCAACACCCAAUCCCUCCUUCACCCACUUGAAACAUAUGAACUAGAUUGGGACAAAGAUAUUGAUCCCACUAAGUUGACUUUCAAGCUUUCAUUCACAUGGCCUAAAGGCUAUUGCAAGACUAAAGGGUCUGGAUGCGAAAAAGCAACCGACUUGCCUGACCAUUUCACAAUUCACGGCCUAUGGCCUAUCUAUAGAGCUAAGUGCACCGACUCCACCGAGGAGUUCAGUGUCGAUCUGGUGAAAGAUCUUCGAGAUCGUCUUGAUCAGAAUUGGCCAGACUUGAAAAAUUAUGGGAAUCCAAGUAAGUAUGGAACUUUUUGGGAUCAUGAGUGGGUGGGUCAUGGCAAGAAGUGUGCCUUGUAUAGCGUGGAAGGUUAUUUUAGGCAAUCUCUCGAUUUGUAUGAUGCCAGCAACGUUUUACAGGUUCUUCAACAAGCAGGAAAUCCAACAAAUGUUGAGGAUGUAAAAAAGGCAUUCCCCGGAAGGACACCCACAGUUUACUGCAAAGAUGGAAGUGAUGGAAAAUAUUAUUUCUACCAACUUGAGUUUUGCCUUGACAGCAAUGAAAAAUAUGAAAACUGUCCUGAGCCAUUGAGGCCAGAUAAAACUCAUUGCACUCCGGGCAAAGAAUUUAGUUAUGGUGCUUAAAUAAUUAAUUUCCACUACGAAUAUAUAUGUGUGUGUAAACUUGAAUAAUCUAAACAGUCUUGGGAUGGCUAAAUAUGUCCAUCAAGCUAAGAUUUGGCUGUAGCUUAAUAAUAGAAUAAGCAAUCCCUGUAAGGCAGUAGGGCGGGUAUGCUGCCCUAAGUACGUAAAUAAUUGCAACUUUGCAUUAAAAUAAAGUGUUGAGUUUGGUUUCAACUUUACAUCA